CUUUACCGUUUGGGCGCGGUCACUGGACUUCCCGAAGGAGACAAGACUCUCUCGACCAACUUCUUCCAAAUUAAUUCCCAUCUUCUCGGUUGCUUCGCAAAAUCAGAAAGUCUCCACUAACAAGGGUUCUUUAUUCGCACUUACUUUCCUUGCUCUUUUCUUCUGUUCUCAUUGCUCCAAUUCUAAUCCGACUCCAUCCAAGGCGACCUUGUCCGCGUCUGCACAGACUGCUCUAGCCUCUCCUAGCGUUUGACUGGCGCUUAAUUGUUGCUAUAAUUGAAUAAAAUAGUUCGGCAGCGUCUGAUAUCUUUUCUUCUCUUUUUUUAGUUUAAUUUUGCAUAAUAUCUCUUGUGUUUCCCCCUUUUUUCUUUCUUUUUCGAAACCUGUCCGCUCACACGUCACGAAUUGAAUCUGGAAAGGAUCCAAUUAUCUAUAUUAUAUUCUAUACGCCGCGAAUGAAAGUGGAUGCAUUCUUCAUUUCGGCCCCAAUCAGAGCUAUGAUCAGCCUUCGUCCACGGGAUCUUUGAGGCCGCGCUUCCGAUUAUCAAGUUCUCUUUUUCCUUUUUUAUGACGGCCUUGCACUAUUAUUGUGCAACCAGCCCCUCUACUAUCAUUGGUCCUUAAGCGUGCGCCGGGAUUCCUAAGAGAAUCCACUGAUUUUUAUGGGCGCUUGGCUACGAAAGGGGUUAAACAAGAUUAUAGAUCCUGGCGGAUAGCAAAUUCCUUAACUGUCCACAAUGGACUACCCCCAAGAAAACCAGCCCAAUCAUAAUAUCCAAGCUGGAGACAUUGGGUAUCCUGACAUUGAUGAGGCAAUACAUUACCCGUGGCAGGGCACCCAGACAACGGUGCAAACCGACCCUAUCCAUUCGGUGUUGGACCCCCGCCUGUACAAGGACUUAUUCCCAAGCAAUUCUUCACAAUUACCGAAGGAGGCACUACUUGAUGAAAACGAGGAUGUUGAGGAAGAGUUUGCUGAGAUUGACGAUGAUUCCGCUGAGGACUCCACCUAUGAAUUCUCUCCCGAAGAGGCCUCGACUGACGAAGAGCUAACCGAUGAAGAGGAUGAAGGCGAGGAUGAUGCGUAUUCUCGUCGCAGGCGGCGUCAUAGAGGCACUGGUCCUUUCUCAGGCCGCUUCGGUGCGCGUGGUGGUAAGGGAAUCAAGCGAGGCCCCCGCAAACCAUUAGAGCCUAGCCCCGAGUUCAAGAUACUGCACUCAGAGGCUACCUCAGCCUUUAUUGAUGGUGACUAUGACCGUGCCAUCGGGUUGGUAAAACAAGCAAUUCAGGUCAAUCCGGAGAUGUUUGCCGCCCAUUCUCUGUUAUCCGAGAUCUGGUUGGCACAGGGCCACAAGGAUAAAGCGUUGACGGCUCUGUUUAGUGGUGCACAUACGCGCCCGAAAGAUCCGACGGUCUGGACUAAAGUGGCACGGAUGAUCCUGGAGCGGGCUGGAGAGGAUCGCCAAAGCGCACUCAAUGAUGUUAUCUAUUGCUAUAGUCGCGUUAUUGAUAUCAACCCAAAGAACUACAAUGUGCGUUUCCAAAGAGCGGCCAUUUACCGGGAAUUAGGGCAUAAUGGUCGAGCUGCGACGGAGUACGAAAGGAUCCUAAAGGAAAUACCGCAUGAUGCGCGAGCUCUGCGACAUAUUGCGGAAGUCUACAUUGACCUAAACGAUGUUCAGAAGGCCGUUGACCAUUGGGCAGAUAGUGUCGAAUAUUAUCUAUCUCUUGACCCAGAAGAAGCUCCUGAGUUUUCUUGGUCCGAUGUGAAUAUUUAUGCCGAACUUUAUGGCUACUUGAAUCAGCAUGGGAAGGGACUUUGGGCCCUGAAGAAGCUCGCCAGGUGGCUCCUUGGCCGCAAAAACGACACCAUGUGGGAUGAUUUCAGUGAGGAUGAUCGCGAGUGGGAUGCCAACGAUUCGCCUCGACGCAUCAAAGUUGAGGGCUAUGAGCCGGGACGGUGGCCACGAGACUCCUAUGGAUUAGGACUUCCUCUAGAGCUUCGCAUUAAACUUGGACUUUUCCGUUUGAGGAUGGGGUAUGAACACAAGGAUGAAGCUUUACACCACUUCGGGUGGUUGAAUCCGGAUGACACGUCCGCAGGAGCUCGGCUUUACGAUUACGGGGAUCUCUUUCGUGAGGUUGCAGACGCACUUAAGGAAGUGGGGUUGUUUGAUGAUGCGCUCCGAUUUUACAUGCCGCUUCAGCAAACAGAAGAGUAUGCGGAUGUCAGUUUUUUCAUGGCAAUGGGCGAUUGCUGUCGACAUCUGGAUAGGCUCGAAGAUGCCGAGAAUUGCUUUCUUACUGUUGCGGAGCAUGACACGAGAAACAUAGAAUCUCGUGUACAGCUGGCAAAGCUAUACGAGGGUAUCGGGAUGAAUGAACAGGCGCUCAAGUAUGUUAACGAAGCCGUCCUACUUGGGAGGCAAGAGACUCGGAGUCAUCGACGACGAAAAGACACAAGACUUGAACAGUUGGUAAUGGAGUUCAAGUUGGCUGAAGGUGACAUUGUGGUGCCUUCCUUGAGUUCAGCUGUGCCGAAUGCUAUAGGCAAUGAGGUUACAGCGCCUGCGCUCACAAGUGCCCCUACAAAUGUACUCGAUAGAAAAGAAUCCCCAGAAUCUGAGAAUGAAAGGACAGAAAAUAUCCGAUAUCUCUAUACUAAAUUACAACAGUUGCAGCCGAAGGUCAAGACUGGCGGUCUCGAAGCCACGGAGGACUGGCUAGAUAUUGCCGACGCGCUGCUACGAGAGUUCCGGUCUAACCGAGUGUUCUACCCCCUACAACGCAAUGUGAUGUUUCUGGGCUAUUCACGAGAAGCCCAUAAAAAGGCUGGCAAAUCCAAAGAUCGAACAAUGAUGGAUGAAAUGCAGGAGAUGGCUGGCCGUCUCCAGGAGUCUCUAGGGACUGUCACCGAUGAACCUCUUCAAGGGGCUGUACCAACCGACUAUCACGGCAUAACUUUUGAUGAGUGGCUUGAUCUCUUUCUACAGUACGCCCUUAUUGCGGCAGGACAAGGUGAAUCGGAAGAGGCGUACGACUCCCUUGCUGCCGCAGCAGAUGCCAGCAUUUGGUAUCAUUCCAAACCCAGCACUCGCCUGAUCCACGUUUGCUGGUUCACAUGUGCUCUCCGGGUGCAGGACGAAGAAACUCUUGCCAAUGAGGCACGCUGGUUCAUCAAAGAGUACCAGUUCGUAACUGACACAUAUCGACUUUUUUCCAUGCUGAGUCGUCUCUGCGGCGACCCCCAUCGGUCUCUCUUCCAUUCAUCACCAAAUAUGAAAUUCAUGCUACGACAAAUCAAGGCCAUGGACUACACGCUCCCGGACGAAAUCACCGGCCUACGGCCGACCAAGCCUGUAAGAGAAUCGAUUUACCAGGAGCGCGCACGCCUGUCUACGCGUGAUGAGAAUGGAGAACCCAUUCCGGCCAAUGAAAUGGACAUUGCUCUUCUUGUGCUGUACGGUCAUAUCCUUUAUUCUGGCAAUAGCUUUCUCCCGGCUCUAAAUUACUUCUUCCGUGCAUAUGCAUUGGACGACCAGAACCCCGCUGUGCUUCUUUCGAUUGCCCUCUGUUAUAUUCACCAUUCCCUUAAGCGUCAGUCCGAAAACCGACACUUUAUGAUCAUGCAAGGGCUUGCAUUCAUGAACGAAUAUCGACGUGUUCGGGAACAGCCGGGAAGUCUUCCACAAGAGCGACAAGAAAUGGAGUUCAACUAUGCCCGAGUUUGGCACCUGCUUGGCUUAUCCAAUCUGGCGGUAGAGGGCUACCAGCGGGUGUUAGAACUGGGGAAGGAGAUACGGGCUACGAAGCCGGGAUCCCAGCCGGUGGCGCAAAGCGCGGAUAGCGAUGUGGACAUGAGAGACGCAGGACCCGAACAAGAGCCCUUUAUCGAAGACUUCUCGCCAGAGGCUGCGUUGGCACUACAGAACCUCUUUGCUCUGAGUGGAGAUUUCCAAUCGGCCAAGACCGUGACCGCGAAUUGGCUAGUUAUAUAACUUACGAGGUCCUUUCUGAGUGAGUAGCGAUCGCGUUUACUGUACUAUUAUUGUAGAAUACCAUCAUCGAGCACAUUCUCCAU
Aspergillus alliaceus is the source of this 4081-nucleotide messenger RNA. RefSeq lists its product as uncharacterized. The record is from RefSeq and is a predicted model, not a curated record. Gene Ontology annotation, biological process: transcription by RNA polymerase III. NCBI's taxonomy places the organism in Eukaryota, Fungi, Ascomycota, Eurotiomycetes, Eurotiales, Aspergillaceae. Gene Ontology annotation, molecular function: protein binding. Bases 738 to 3998 code for a protein of 1086 amino acids. The transcript has 5 exons. Gene Ontology annotation, cellular component: transcription factor TFIIIC complex.